AUGAAGCCGCUUGUGCCACUUGGAUAUGCAGCAAAACUGCUCAAAGCCGGCAUCUGCAAUGUGGCAGCUGAUGUAUUUGCUUACACACUUGAGCACUGGAACUUCCAAAGCCCACCAAUCCCCAAGCAUCAACUGGGCAAACCAGUGAAGUGUGUUGACGCCCUGUCGAACAGUCACCUUCCAAACUUCGGCCCUGCGAGAGACACUCGCGCACAGCAGUGGGAGAAGGAGUGCGUGGAAUCUGCAGGCAAAGUCUCGAUUGAGCCAAGUGAACAGCCAGUCAUAAGACCUGCCCCACCAUCUGCAACACCCAAAAUCAGCGACGUGAUUGGUCGGGCGGUAGACAAAUUUGGGCCCUACAACCGGUUGAAUAACAAGGAGCAUGUGGUGGCGUUGGUGGAUGAGGACAUGUGCAUAAACUGCGGCAAGUGCUACAUGACGUGCAAUGACACGGGCUACCAGGCGAUCGACUUCGACCCCAAGACGCACUUUCCCUUUGUGCGCGAGGCGGACUGCACGGGGUGUGCGCUGUGCUUCUCCGUCUGCCCCAUUCCCGACUGCAUCCGCAUGGUGGAGCGUGAGUCGCCCUACGUGCCGAACCGCGGCAUCCCUCCCACUUCCAUUCCGUAG
Mesocestoides corti is the source of this 630-nucleotide messenger RNA. The record is from the annotation of a GenBank genome assembly. NCBI's taxonomy places the organism in Eukaryota, Metazoa, Platyhelminthes, Cestoda, Cyclophyllidea, Mesocestoididae.